AUGUAUGCCGUUAUGAAAUGUCUUUGUAAAGGUAUCCCACCUGAUUCCGUUGAUGACUAUAUCCGUAUGGCUGCUUCUACUAUUUACUACUAUAUUAAGAAGUUUUGUGAUGCAAUUAUGUUUGGGUUUAAUGCGGAAUACAUGAGACGUCCCACUGUGAAUGAUACCAAGUGGAUGAUGAAGGAGAAAUGCUUGGUAACCUCGACUGUAUGCAUUGGGGUUGGAGGGUGGUUUUGGCAUGGUUAUUUUGGAGUGGGUGGAUCAAACAAUGAUCUUAAUGUUUUGAAGUCCUCUAAUUUGUUUGAUGACAAUCUCAAUGGUGUUGCACCACUUUGUCAUUUUACUAUCAAUGGGAACCAGUACACACAUGGUUAUUAUUUAGUGGAUGGAAUUUAUAAGAGUUACUUUGUGUUAUUCCAAGCAUACGGUGCACCUAGUGGUAUUCAAAUUCUCAAGUUAUUUAACAAAUAUCAAAUGGAUAAGAGGAAAGAUGUGGAACGGGAUUUUGGUACACUGCAAAGUAAAUUUAGGAUCCUUUACUACAAACGUAACUACUGGGAAAAGCAAGAUAUGAAAUCGAUCAUGAGAACCUGCUUGAUAUUGCAUAAUAUCAUUGUAGAGGAUGAACAUCGUGACCCUUUGUGGAAAUAUGUUCCAGACCCACCUCAUGCACCUAUAGUUGGAACAUUGAGGCAGACGAGCGAGGCAUUACAAAACCCAGUUCUUCAGGAGAGACUCCGUACGGAUCUUGCAGCUCAUAUAUGGGAACGACACGGUCAAGGUAUAAGUGAUGGUGACAUACCUGGAGAUACGAUAGACAACGAGUUGGAUUCGGGAGAAGACACAGACGAGGUUGAUGUUGAUCAAGACCAUUACGACCCGGGACAAGUUUUUUUGGCAUCCGAUUCAGAUUGA
Papaver somniferum (opium poppy) is the source of this 915-nucleotide messenger RNA. RefSeq lists its product as uncharacterized. The record is from RefSeq and is a predicted model, not a curated record. NCBI's taxonomy places the organism in Eukaryota, Viridiplantae, Streptophyta, Magnoliopsida, Ranunculales, Papaveraceae. The coding region runs from base 1 to 915 and encodes 304 amino acids. The transcript has 2 exons.